UUAACGGAUUUCACCCAUGCUGAUGCAAUACAAUACCUAGGACUGGUUAACCAGUCAACCAAUGGGAAUUCCUCUAGCCAGUUCUUUGCGGUCGAGUUUGAUACUAUCUUCAGUCUUGGCACAGAUACUAUAGAUGGCAAUCAUGUAGGAAUCGAUCUGAAUGGCGUGAAAUCCUAUCAAUCCAUUCCAUCAGCUUAUUUUUCCAAUGAUGAAAGGAAGAAUAUAAGCUUGGACCUCAAAAAUGGACAUCCUAUACAGGUGUGGGUAGACUACGAUAGCCAAGAACAACUACUCAAUAUAACUUUGGCACCAGAGAACAACCCGAAACCGAACCAGCCUCUCUUGUCGACAUCAAUCGAUCUCUCUGAUAUCCUAAUGGAUACCAUGUAUGUUGGUUUCUCUGCUGCAACGGGUUCAAUUCAAAGCUGUAGCCAUUAUAUUAUGGGAUGGAGCUUCAACAGAAUUGGAGAAGCACAAAGCGUUGAGAUGUCCAAGCUUCCCAAAAAUGGUGAAGGAAGAAAUACGGUUCAAUUGAUUUCCAUCAUUGCAGCUGUUUUGUCGCUGUUAGUAAUCAUUGGAGCAUCAUAUGUUUACAGGAGGAAGAAAUACGAGGAAGUACACGAAGACUGGGAAAAGGAAUAUGGACCUCAGAGGUUCUCUUACAAGACACUCUGCAUAGCAACCAAAGGUUUCAAAGACGAGCAACUUCUGGGAUGCGGAGGUUUCGGGAAAGUUUAUGAAGGUACACUUCCUUAUGCCAAUGAGCAAAUUGCAGUGAAGAAAGUAUCCCAUGAAUCAAAUCAAGGGAUGAAGGAGUUUGUUUCAGAGAUUGUUAGCAUGGGAAGGCUAAGGCAUAAGAAUUUGGUGCCGCUUCUCGGGUAUUGCAGGCGUAAGAGAGAGCUCCUUUUGGUCUAUGAUCGUAUGGAAAUUGGCAGCCUCGACAAGCGUCUUUUCAACGAAGACAAACCAGCCCUUACAUGGUUUCAAAGGUUUCGAAUCAUCAAAGGUGUGGCAUUGGCUCUUCUUUAUCUCCAUGAAGAAGGGGAACAAGUUGUUCUCCAUCGAGACAUUAAAUCCAGCAACGUUCUUUUAGAUUCCGAUCUAAAUGAACGGCUCGGAGAUUUCGGUCUGGGCAGAUUAUACGAUCACAACGUUGAUCCUCAAACCACUCGUCUAGUAGGAACUUUAGGAUAUAUGGAUCCCGAGCUCCUCCGAACUGGAAGGGCUACUAAAGCUGCCGAUGUGUUUGUUUUCAGGGUUUUUCUGCUAGAUGUAGCUUGUGGGAGGAAGCCAUUUGAACCUAAUGUACCACCGGAAGAGAUUUUUCUAGUUGAUGUAGUCAAGAGAUGCUUCAAAAGAGAUGCAAUUGUCGAUGCCGUUGAUCCAAGAUUACAAGGCAAUUACGUGGUGGAGGAGAUGGAGAGAGUUCUGAAACUAGGCCUGCUUUGUUCCAACCCCAAACCGGAUUUGAGACCCACCAUUAAAGAAGUGGUUCAGUAUCUCCAAGGUAAUGCUAGUUUGCCUGUUUUACCACUUGAUAGUAUACCCCAAAAUAUACCUUCUUCCAUCCUUGAAACCUUACCUCGGAGUACAAAAAUUAGUAUCUCCAUAGCAGAUAACUUAGAAUCUGACACUUUAAUUUCGUUUUCUUCAUCAGUAGGAAAGGGUCUUUCUCUCAAUUCCUUGUCCAGAACAGAUUCAGAUCUUCAUAUAGGUCGAUGAGGUGGUGUAAUGUAAAUGUUUGUACAUAGUUAUGAUUUCUUCAUCUU
Molecule: messenger RNA, 1769 nt
Organism: Hibiscus syriacus
Lineage: Eukaryota; Viridiplantae; Streptophyta; Magnoliopsida; Malvales; Malvaceae
Product: receptor like protein kinase S.3-like
Exons: 1
Biological process (GO): protein phosphorylation
Cellular component (GO): plasma membrane
Molecular function (GO): carbohydrate binding; protein kinase activity; ATP binding
Source: RefSeq, a predicted model, not a curated record